ACUGACCUGUGCCAGUGGUGUCCUGAGGCAGGUGUGAGGGGUGCGCGCUGCACCGUGUGACACCUACCAUACGGGGUGACACCGGCCCCUCUCCACGAAAAGGUAAGUUGUAAAGAAAGCUAAUGAUCCCCACAGGAAGGAUCGGAUCUGCGGAUGGAGCAUAAUGGAUCAGAGUCUGAUCCAUUAUGCUCAAUCCUCAGAUCUGAUCCAUUCUGCGGAGAUCGUCGGAGGGGGUGUCACCAAGUGUUACUGCAUCGGGUGACACCAAACCUA
This is a messenger RNA of Staurois parvus, 273 nucleotides long. The record is from the annotation of a GenBank genome assembly. Lineage: Eukaryota; Metazoa; Chordata; Amphibia; Anura; Ranidae.